Thrips palmi is the source of this 897-nucleotide messenger RNA. Its product is annotated as zinc finger protein 239-like. The record is from RefSeq and is a predicted model, not a curated record. The transcript has 4 exons. The coding region runs from base 1 to 837 and encodes 278 amino acids. Lineage: Eukaryota; Metazoa; Arthropoda; Insecta; Thysanoptera; Thripidae.
AUGGAAUGUUGUUUGUGUCUGAAUCUUAUGAGAGUGGGUCAGAGUCUCAUCACAUUGAAGUACAAACAUGGCAACUGUCGCCAUUUUGGUAGAAUUGAAAGAUUUUUCAAGGACAGUUCUGAAUUGUGUGAAGACUCAUGUAGUGUUUCAUGCACAAUGUGUAUGAAAGUGCCACAUCAAGAAAUAUAUUCGCUUGCUCAAAAUGUUUUCCGCCUUGUUAACGUGAAAUCCUUGGCUUCUGCGCGCCGCGGCUUCAAGUGGGGAGAGUGCGGCGAGUGUUUUGGUGCGGAGGCGGCAUUGAGGCGGCAUCUGGCGGGGCACGCCAAGGGCGGGCCGCACUCGUGCGGGCUGUGCGGCAAGGGGUUCACUAGGGCUCCGGAUCUUGUCAGGCACGAGAGGAUCCACACCGGGGAGAAGCCCUACCAGUGUGAAGAGUGCGGAAAGAAGUUUCCCGAUUCAAGUAGUUUUCAAAGACACAACAGGAUUCACACCGGGGAGAAGCCCUACCAGUGUGAAGAGUGCGGAAAGAAGUUUUCUGUUUCAAGUAAUCUUCAAGUUCACAGCAGGACCCACACCGGGGAGAAGCCGUACCAGUGUGAAGGGUGCGGAAAGAAGUUCUCUCAUUCAAGUCUUCUUCAAGUUCACAGAAGGAUCCACACCGGGGAAAAGCCCUACAAGUGUGAAGAGUGCGACAAGAAGUUCUCUAAGUCGAGUCACCUUCAAGUUCACAGACGGAUCCACACCGGGGACAAGCCGUAUCAGUGUGAAGAGUGCGGAAAGACGUUCUCCAGAGCAGAUAAUCUUCAAAGUCACAAGAAACUUCACACGGCGCAGUAGCCCGUCGCGAGGAGUGCGUCAAAAAAAUCGCAUCUGGGUUGCCUCAAGAACGUUUAUUAU